Molecule: messenger RNA, 3567 nt
Organism: Schizosaccharomyces osmophilus
Lineage: Eukaryota; Fungi; Ascomycota; Schizosaccharomycetes; Schizosaccharomycetales; Schizosaccharomycetaceae
Gene: rad13
Product: DNA repair nuclease Rad13
Exons: 1
Coding region: 1-3567 (1188 amino acids)
Biological process (GO): nucleotide-excision repair
Cellular component (GO): nucleus
Molecular function (GO): DNA endonuclease activity; single-stranded DNA binding
Source: RefSeq, a predicted model, not a curated record
AUGGGAGUUUCGGGCCUUUGGAACGUCCUUGAACCUGUGAAAAGACCCGUAAAGCUUGAGACUCUCAAUGACAAGAGACUAGCAGUCGAUGCAUCUAUCUGGAUAUACCAGUUUUUAAAAGCCGUACGUGAUAAAGAGGGGAAUCAGUUAAAAAGUAGCCAUAUCGUUGGGUUCUUUCGAAGAAUAUGUAAAUUACUUUUCUUUGGUAUCAAGCCCAUCUUUGUUUUUGAUGGAGGCGCGCCUGUUCUAAAGCGUCAAACUUUAAGGAAGCGUCAAGCAAGACGAGUCGACAGGCAAGAAAAUGCAGCUUUAACGGCCAACAAAAUUUACGCCCUACAAAUGAGGCAUCAGGCCAUGCGCCUUGAAGAAGAAAGUCGAAAGGCAGAAGUUGAAGUAGACACUUCUUUACAGGCAAAAAAUCAAAAACUGUCUUCAAUGUCCUUGGAUAAUAACGAUGUAAAGCCUGUCUUAAAUAACCAGAAAAAGUAUCUUAAACCAGAUCCUUACCAAUUGCCAGAGAUGGACGUUUCUUUUGACAAUUUAAACAACGCUCAUGACCCCCGUGUCAUGUCACAAGAAGAAUUAACUAAUUAUGCGAUGAACUUUGGUGAUAUAGAGGAUGUUAACUUAUUUGAUUUUUCAAGUAUUGAUUUUGAUUCAAGCAUGUUUCGGUCCCUCCCAGAUACGGAUAAAUAUAGCAUUCUUAGUGCAGCCCGGCUUCGGUCACGUUUCAGAAUGGGUCUUAGUACCGACCAAUUGGCAGAAAUGUUUCCAAAUCGCAUGGAUUUCUCUCGCUUUCAAAUUGAACGAUUAAAAGAAAGAAAUGAUUUAACUCAACGACUCAUGGACUUUACUGGCAUGAACCAAUUUGGGCCGGGCCGAGUUGCAGGCGAGAAGAAUAGAGAGUAUAUUUUGGUUAAGAACGAAGGUGCCGAGGGUGGUUGGGCCCUAGGCGUUAUUUCUGGAACAGCAAAGAAUGAUCCUAUUGUCAUUGACGAAGAUGCGGUCAAAUUAAGCAGUACAAUGGGCGAAGAUGACGAUGAAGCAGAGUUUGAUGAUGUGCCACUUCCCGAAACGCAGAAACAAAUGAAUCCUAGAGAAUUGGUAGCAGCAAAAUUGAGGGAGGUGAGAGAGCGCUCAUUUGAAGAGGAGGAUGACUCAGAAAAUAAAGAGAUUGAUGAGAUCAUGACACAGCUAGCUACUCAUGAAUCAAUUGAAUCCUAUAAUCGCGAUGGAACUACAAACUUAUUUAACCUUUCUACAGAAGAUAUAGACAACAUUCGACGGGAGGUAGAAACGAAUGAAGAUAAAAAGCCUAAGGAUGUUGUCUUUUUAGAAAAAAAAGGUAAAUCAGAAAGCCCUGAACGUAAGCUUGUCGAAGAUGACAACACAACAAAUGUGCCCCAGAAAGUUGAACCCAAAGAAUCGAUUUUUAUGGAUGAUUUACCAACGUUCGAUAACAAAGAAAGUGAUCAUGCUUUAGGACCAUUACCUUUUAAAGAAAUGGACUGGGGAAAAUCUUUGUUUUUCUCAGGUAUUAAAGACAAAUCAUUAUCAUCAGAGCAAGGCAGUGUGAAUUCAGUAAAGAAGAGUACGGAAUCUGAACCGGUUUUGGGACAAGCGCUUAACUUGGAAGCGACUUCGCAUAAAAGUGAUAUUGAAAAUGAAAGCGUUGACAACUUGUUAGUACCCAACAAUCAGCAGUUUGAUAAGGGAUUAAAAGAACAGCACCCAACCGAUCAGCAAGUUGAAAAGUCGUUUGGGACUAUUUGUAAUGACGCUGUACCUAUUAAGGAAGAGUCACCAACCCUAGAUUCAGCCAUUUCUUCUUCGCUCGAGAAUAAGGGUCUUAAGAGGUCUUCUCCUUUACUAAUAAAAGUGAAUGAGGGAGAUUAUCGUCAUGAGUAUGCAAAGAAAGAGGCAUCUCAUGGAGAUUUUGAACUAAAAGCAAUAUCUACAAUGACUGAUAAUAAAAAUGAAGCUGAUGAGAAGGAAGAUUUUGCUAAAAUGAAUAAGGAAGAUCAUUCCAUCGAGCAUAUAAAUAUUCCUGAAGAAUUGUCCGACUUUAAUUCCAAAGAAGAAACAAGAACCGAUAUGGCUGAAAAUAACAAUGACGUUGUUGAAAAGGAAGGUCAUGCCAAAAUGGAUAAGGAAGUUUAUUCCAAUGAGCAUACAGAUAGUUCCCAAAAUUUGGCUGACAAUAAUUCCGAACAAAAAGCGACCCAUAAGCAUUCAAUGGACGGAAUAACUGGUGAAGAAGAAGAUGAUAACUUGGAAGUUGCGCAGAAUUUAAUGGACGAAGAAGAAGAUGAUAUGAUGAUUCGCAUGGCUGAGGAAGAAAAGGAAUACGAUCGAUUUGUAUCUGAAUUGAAUAAGAAAAACACUGAUUCCAAUUGGGAUCAGGAAGCUUUCGAAAAGAGAAUUCAAGAACUUAAAGUUCAAAAACGGACAGAAAAGCGUGACGCUGAUGAAGUGACUCAAAUGAUGAUUCGAGAAUGUCAAGAGCUACUUAGACUUUUUGGUUUGCCUUAUAUUAUUGCGCCUCAAGAAGCUGAAGCUCAAUGUGCAAAAUUGCUUGAAUUGAAAUUGGUUGAUGGUAUCGUCACGGAUGAUUCAGAUGUUUUUCUUUUUGGAGGAACCAGGAUCUAUCGUAAUAUGUUUAAUCAAAAUAAGUUUGUAGAAUUAUACUUGAUGGACGAUAUGAAGCGAGAGUUUAAUGUUGAUCAAACAAAGCUUAUACGACUUGCUCAUUUACUAGGAAGUGACUACACACUGGGAUUAGCGAAGGUCGGUCCAGUAUUGGCUUUGGAAAUUUUGCGUGAAUUUCCAGGUGAAACUGGCUUGUUUGAAUUCAAGCAGUGGUUCCAACGACUGUCAACUGGGCAAGCAACCAAGGAAGACCUGGGUACACCUGUCAAGAGACGUAUCAGCAAAUUACUAGGAAAAGUAGUUAUUCCUCCAGAUUUUCCAAAUCCAAUGGUUGAUGAAGCGUAUUUGAAACCGAACGUUGAUGAAAGCAAACAGAAAUUUCAAUGGGGGAUCCCUGAUUUAGAUGAGUUGAGACAAUUUUUGAUGGCAACCGUGGGCUGGUCGAAACAAAGGGCGAAUGAAGUACUUCUUCCAAUUAUUCAAGAUAUUAAUAGAAAAGAAUUUGAGGGAACACAAUCAAACUUGACACAGUUUUUCUCAGGCGGGAACGUUUUUGCUCCUAGAGUUGCUUAUCAAUUUCGAAGCAAACGAAUGGAACAUGCUCUUUCAUCUUUUCGACCAGACCAACCAGACCAAAAUGAACGAGAUUUGUCAACUUCUUUAGGAAUUACAGAUGUCGAUGCAAACGAGGAAAGUGAACAAAAUCAAAUGUCUGAUCCUUUGAAACAAAGGAUCGCUAAGAGGAAAAGAAUGAUGCAAAGCCGAAGAGAUUCCGACUCCGAAUCAAGUUCUGAGGAUGAAAUAUCGUCGUCUUCACUUAGCGCACUUUCUGAGCAAAACAAGGCGUCUGCUCCAUUAAAAACUGAACUUUCUACCAAGUUAACUAAAAAAACUUCUAGAGUACGUAAGCGUCAAUAA